Molecule: messenger RNA, 5116 nt
Organism: Engraulis encrasicolus (European anchovy)
Lineage: Eukaryota; Metazoa; Chordata; Actinopteri; Clupeiformes; Engraulidae
Product: E3 ubiquitin-protein ligase UHRF2-like
Exons: 16
Coding region: 148-2877 (909 amino acids)
Biological process (GO): protein ubiquitination; negative regulation of gene expression via chromosomal CpG island methylation
Molecular function (GO): protein binding; ubiquitin protein ligase activity
Source: RefSeq, a predicted model, not a curated record
UCUAGCAGUGCGACUGCAAGAAACACUGUUCACCCGCAGAGCGGCGCGUAAAGGAGCAUCCGUUUCAGUUCCCUUUCUUCCACGCCCUCGUAAACGUUGUAAACAAGCAUUUAUCUGAAGACUUGUCAGCCCAUUAUCGGCGUGACUAUGUGGAUUCAGAUUCGGACUAUAGAUGGGAAGGAAACCCGAACCAUUGAGGAUCUGUCCCGACUAACCAAAAUAGAGUCGUUGAGACAGAAAAUUCAAGCGAUUUUCGAUGUUAGCCCGGAGCAUCAGCGCCUAUUCUACAGAGGGAAACAGCUGGAAGAUGGCCAGACGCUGUUCGACUACAACGUGGGCCUCAACGACAUCGUUCAGCUCCUGAUCCGCUCAAAGACUGACCCGUCAGACAGCCCAAUCCGACCUCCCCCCCAAGAAGAUAGCCCGGCUCCAGCCGACUCACCCCCCUGUCCAUCCACCACCAAUACCACCACCACCACCACCAAACCUCCAGCAACCCCAACCUCCACCUCCAAACCCACCACGGUAAACAUCAACAACAACAACAACAGCAGCAGCAGCAGCAACAGCAACAGCAACAACAGUAGCGGUAACAGCCAACAGACGUCGGCGGCUUUCAGUCCACCGACAGACAGUCAUCCGCAGCCUUCCACGUCCAGCAAGUCCUUCCUGAUUGACCCAGGAAUUGGCGCGUACAAGAUAAACGAGUUGGUGGACUGCAGAGACGUCAGCAUUGGUGCGUGGUUUGAGGGGACCAUUGAGAAUGUCACCCGCGGCAACAAAGGACAGAAGAACAAAGGUGCCUCCAAAGGUGCCAAUCAAAGCAGCCCAAGGACUAAUGGCAAAAUAGAGGCUGCUGGCCAGAGUGUAGCAGGCUCGGACACUAACUGCAACUCUGUGCCAAACUCGGACACUAGUGAGCCCUCCACCUCCCAGACGGACUCUGCACUCAUCAAGGAUGAGCUGGUCUACCAUAUCAAAUAUGAGGACUACCCAGAGAAUGGCGUGGUGGAGAUGAAUCCAGAGGAUGUGCGGCCGCGUGCGCGUACAGUUCUCCCCUUCAGCCAGCUGUGGUUGGGGCAGGUGGUGAUGGUGAACUACAACAUAGAGAUUCCGGAGGAGAGGGGCUUUUGGUAUGAUGGAGAGAUCACUGUGCUCAAUGAAAAGUCAAGGACAAACAAAGAGGUCAGAGUGAAGAUCCUUCUCGGAGGCCCCGGCGAUGUUAUUGAAGACUGCAAGGUCCUCUUUCUUGACGAGAUCUAUCAGAUUGAAGGAGCAGGCACUCCUGCACUCUCUCCGUCGGAUGGAAAUUUCAAGCGGAAGAGCGGGCCUGAGUGUAAGCACUGCAAGGCGGAGCCCGAUGUGGAGUGCCGCUUCUGCUCGUGCUGUGUGUGCGGGGGCAAGCAGGAUGCUCACAUGCAGCUGCUGUGUGACGAGUGCAAUAUGGCCUUCCAUAUCUACUGCCUCAACCCGCCCCUCGCCACCAUCCCCGAGGACGAGGACUGGUACUGCCCCACGUGCAAGAAUGACACGGAUGAGGUGGUGAAGGCUGGUGAGAAGCUGAAGGCCAGUAAGAAGAAAGCCAAGAUGCCCUCAGCCCUCAACACAGGCAGCCAAAGGGACUGGGGAAAGGGUAUGGCAUGUGUGGGACGCACUAAGGAAUGUACAAUAGUUCCCUCUAACCACUAUGGUCCCAUUCCUGGAGUUCCAGUGGGAACUACUUGGAAAUUUCGUGUGCAGGUGAGCGAGGCUGGUGUGCACAGGCCGCAUGUGGGGGGCAUCCAUGGACGCAGUAACGAUGGCUCCUAUUCGCUAGUGCUGGCGGGAGGCUUUGAAGAUGAAGUGGACAGGGGGGAUGAGUUCACCUACACAGGUAGUGGAGGACGAGACCUUUCUGGGAACAAGCGUAUUGGGGAACACUGUUUUGACCAGACUCUCACACACAUGAACAGGGCCCUGGCAUUGAACUGUGAUGCGCCCCUGAAUGAUAAAGACGGUGCAGAGUCCCGUAACUGGCGCGAGGGCAAGCCAGUCAGAGUGGUGCGCAGCUCCAAAGGCCGACGCAUCAGCAAGUACGCCCCCGAAGAAGGAAACCGCUACGACGGCAUCUAUAAGGUGGUGAAGUACUGGCCGGAGAUAGGGAAGUGUGGCUUCCUGGUGUGGCGGUACCUGCUGCGGAGGGAUGACCUGGAGCCUGCACCCUGGACUCCGGAGGGGGCUGACCGCAUCAAGAAGCUGGGCCUCAACGUACAGUACCCCCCAGGCUAUCAGGAAGCCAUGGCCAAUAAGACUAAGAAGGAAGCCACUAUGAGAGUGGGGGUGCCGGCCAAGAAACACGCUGGGAGAGGCCGACCCAAAAGUACACCCCCCGCAAAAAAGGCAAAACGAGAAAUGGAGGAUGAAGACAUGGACGUGCCAUUUGUCAUUACAGUCGACAAGCCUCAGAGCAAUGGCAGCCAGAAAACACCCAAGGACAAAGAGGUGUGUAAAGACAGCGCCCCUGCCCCCCUGAAGGAGAAGAAGGAAGUGGAGGCCUUCCAGCUGACGGAGGAGCAGAGGAGCCUCAUAAGAGAGGACCAACCCAACAAGAAGCUCUGGGAUGAAGCCACAGACUUCCUGCUCGAAGGACCAAACUUCCUGAAGAAAGUGGAGCAGAUGUUUAUGUGUGUAUGCUGCCAGGAACUCGCGUACCAGCCCGUUACUACUAUAUGCCUGCACAACGUCUGCAAGAGCUGUCUUCAGCGAUCAUUCCGUGCGGAGGUGUACACCUGCCCAGCUUGUCGUCACGACCUGGGGAAGGACUACGUCAUGGUCCUCAACAAGACACUACAGCAGCUUCUGGAUCAGUUCUUCCCUGGCUACAGCAAGGGCCGAUGAACUUCACAGUAAAUUACAUCCAUACAGACUCUUUUGAGCCCUCCAGAGCCUCUCCUCUCCUCUCCUCUCCUCGCCACCAGAUGCGUCCCACCUGACACACGUCCUGCAUCACAAGCCAGCUAUAUAAACACCAUCUUCUCAGCCAUGUACUAAAGAAGUUGUUUUUGUUCCCUAACCCUGUAAUGCUUCCACGUUGCCUUCCCUUGCGUCCAUUCGCCUCUGAGCUACCAGUCUGACACUACAACAGUAAAGUAACCCAGAUUAACGUGGUUCUACAUUUUAGAGUAGGGAUUCUUUCAAAAAGUUUAACACAUUCAUGAUGUUUUCACUAAAGUUACAUCAUCAUUUUAAACAUCAUGUUUUUUUCUGAAUGAAAAUCGGAUGUACAGUGAAAUCAGAAUUGGGAAUGAUACAAUCUAGCACUUAGCUUGAUUAUAUUGGGGUAAUUUGAGCUCAUUUUUUUUCAUUUCUUAAUUAAAUAUUUUUUUAAAUAAAUUACGCUUACUUUAACCUUGUGAAAAGAGUCUAGUCUCUAUAAUCCUAGGCAGGUUGAUAUAGCCUUUCUAAGAAAAACAGUUCAAACAUGCCCUUUCACAAAGGCAAACGAAGACAAACCAAAGUUUGCUCAGUGUUUCUGAACAAUGUUUUUUGCUGUCCCGAAUGGUGGGAAGGUUUCAUUUUAGCUGACGCCGACCAGAGAAGAAGCUUACAUCUUUUUAAAAACCGGGAACUGUCAAGGUUGUACAUUAGCCUCCAGUUCAAUACCAAGUUUUUUUUUAAUUGUCUAUCUACAGUAAGGUCGACAGUGCUUUAUUUGAGGAGCAAGUCUUUGUGUGUCUCCUUCAAAUGUUAUCUCGUUGGUUUCUUUCUCUGGUGAUGCAAUUUUAUUUCUGCUGUUUUUUAUAAAAUGCAAUUGCACAUGUUUAAUAUAAGCAUAUUGUCUUCAAAGCAAAAAUUGUGAUGUGCAAGCCUACCUUUCUCUUGUGGCAUUUGUUCUCCUACGAGAGGUUGCUAAUCAGACAUGUCAAUCCCAACCUCAGAACGUUAAAAAAAAACCUCCCAGCAUGUAUUUCUUUCUACCCAUGCGUGCACUUGAACAGGUGAUUUCACUUAUCGGCCUAUCUACCUGUCUAAUGAUUUAGAUGAUUCUAAAUUUUAAAAAAAAAUGUUGAAUCAAAUACUGUAUGUUGCAAUGAGAUGGUCGUCUGUAGCCUAACCUUAACACACAAAGAGGCAGAACAUAUUUUUGCCUGGUGAGUUGGUAUGGAACCGUAUCGUUGGUGGUCAGACACAAAAAGACUGUAAACCCCGUCCUCCAAUCAUAACGUGAGGGCUUACAAAUCAUUGGGGGUGGGUUAAUCAGUGGGUUCAUUCGUGAUGAAGCAGUGAUGCUUUUGCUAAGCAGCACGCAUACGGCCUUUGCUUUGAUGCAUUAACCAGAAUGCAUCAAACUGGCAAAGGGCGCAUGCGCACUGCCUAGCAAAAGCAGCACAGCUUCAUCACGAACGAACCCACUGUGUCUGUGAUCGCUCAUAGUGUGAAGAGGCAGUUUGGUUCCACCCACAGCCCUCAGCUUUCUGAAUUGUUUAGUGCCAGUUAUUGACUGUUUCAUGUUCAUGUUAUAGUCUGACUGGCCAGGCUAGGUUGCCUCUGAGGCUGGGAUUGACGCCUCUGUUGCGUGUCUCUUUCUAAAAUUCCUCUCUCUCUCUCUCUCUCUCUCUCUCUCUCUCUCUCUCUCUCUCUCUCUCUAUCUCUCUCUCCAUUGCGUUCCCCUGUCUUUCCAGUGACUGCAGUACUAACCUCUUCUCUAGACGUCAUGUGGAUGCAUCUCCUCAACAAUCUUGACAUUAGUGUUGUUUGUUGUAUGCUUAUUUUAAUUGCUCUUACUUAAAAAAAAACACACAAAAGAAAAACAAAAGAGAUUUUGAAAAGAGACAAUGUUAUGUCUAGUUAAAAAAAAAUGCUGAGUAAUACCAUUUUUAUCACUUAGUUUCCUAUCCUAUUUUGAUCAUCAGCUCUUUUUAUGUGGUUCUUUUCACCUGCUGCCGGGUCGGGUGGAACAGUUACAUUGCUUCAUAUUGUGAUUGAAAAUUUUAUAAAUGGUAUAAUAUGUACCUAUUAAAUAUUUUGAUUCCUGGAAGAAAAAAAACUUUUCCCCAUGCAUCUCCAUGGAUGUAUGAGUGAUACAUUAUUGUUCUAGUUGACAUUUGGAUGUAUUAAAGUGUAGUUUUUCCAAUUA